UGUUUCAGAAAUAAUGUUAGAGACUGAUGUGUGUUCAGUUUGCGGGGGUGCGGCUGAAACCAACUUUAUAAAGAAUAAGUUAACAUACACUUGUGCUUCACUACAAACAUCACUUCACACACUCUUGGGAGAAGGAAAAUAUCGAGCAGUGUGUCAUCUCUGUUAUGCACUGAUUGAUCGAAUUGAUUUUCUUCAACUCGAAAUUAAACUGAAACUAAGCGAGCUCAAGACUAUCUUUUCACAAACAUUAAGGAAAAUUUCCGUAAGUACUAAACCCAUGUACUGUAGAGAGAUAAAAGAGAAAGUAAAAUUACCAAGAUUCCCUUGCAAACUCUGCUUGAAACUAUUAACGGAGCGUGGUCUGGAAAAGCAUAGAAAAGUCUGUAUUGCCAAACACAAUAAUAAAGUUCCUGCUGACAAUGUUCUCGUGGAAAGCAAAGUAGAGCAGUUUAAGUGUAAAUUAUGUGAGAAAACGUUUACACGUCAGAGCGACUGCAAGAAUCACAUCAGAAUUCAUACAGGAGACAAACCGUUCCAGUGUGAAGAAUGCGGAUCUAGAUUUAAUCAAAAACAAAAUUUAAGAACGCACAUGAGGAUCAAACAUUUUAAGGAGAAGAGAUAUGAAUGUGUUGAAUGUGAUAAAAAGUUUACUCGGAAACGUCUUCUGGACGGACACAUGAACAGCAAGCAUAAUCAGACCCGACCCUAUCAGUGCCAGUUCUGCCAGGCUCGGUUCUUUUACGCUGAUCAUGUUCGGAAACACGAGGCAAAAUCCUGCCGGGCUCACAAAAAACAAUGUGUGCAGUGUAAAAAGUUUGUUCAUCAAAGUUCACUGGAAUCUCAUGUUUGUAGGAGUAAAGCAGGAGGUAAAAGCAAUAAAAUCAAUAACACUGAAAAUAAAGAGGGUCAGCUUAAUAUAACUAAUAGUCAGGUUAUUUUGUGUGUUCCGGAUCAAGAAAGUCUGUUAAAACUCUAUCAAAUAGGGGAACAUGGAACACCUGGGGCUAGGAACAUGGUCAAGAUUAGUGAAGAUCAAAUACAAACCUGUGAAAUACUCAUUGACAGUAUAGAAGAGAAUUGUAUAGCAGUUGUGGAAGAGGAGGUGGUUAUGAUAGAGGAGAAGGUUGAGCACCCCCAGGCGGGGUUGAAGGAGAAGGCUGAGAACCCCCAGGCGGGGUUGAAGGAGAAGGUUCAGAACCCCCAGGUUGAGUUAAAUGACAGAUCAGCUGAGUUUGAGGUGGAUAAUGCUGUGUUUAGUAUUGUUUAGAGUUCUGUUUAUUGAGGCAGAUAUAUUUAUUUUUGUUGGGACUUCAAGCGUAAUUUCAAGUGACCCUCCAUUGUCAAUAUGGCAAUGCCAGAUUAUCAACGGCACCCUGAAAAUCUUUGUUUGAUAUUUAUAUUAAUAUAUGACGAAGAAAUCAAUGUUUAUAAUUUAAAAAACUGAUUAAUUUCAAUUGUAGAUUCACUACUGAAGUGACUUGCGCAAUUCUGCUCCAGGAAAACAAACAGCACUUAUCAGAGUUAUAAACACACUAUAAUGUUUUCUAAAGUAUUGAUUGAUUUGAUUUGAUAGAUCAGACAAAUUUUUCAAGGGUACUGUCGUGAAUCGGGUAUUGCCAUCUUUAGAAUUCACGUUCACAGUCACUUCAAAGAACGUGUUCGCACAAAAUUUAGUUAAUUGUUUAACCUGUGCUGAUUUUGGAACUUUAAUUCAGUAAAAAAUACUUUGCAAAAAAUCCUUUAUAAAGAUUGUAAUCAUGUGAAUUGUAGUAUUUAACCUCAAAGCUUUGUCAAAUAUUGAGAGGAUUGAUAAUGCUGAAGAUCAUUGCUAAUGAAUGGUUGUUAACUUCAUAUAACACAGAAGAUCUAUAAUGCUGAAGAGUGAAGAUCCCUGUAAAUGAUUGUUAACUAUAUAUUACAGAAGAUCAUUUAUGCUUAAGAUAAAACAAAUGAUCGUUAACUAUAUAUUUAAGAAGAUCAUAAAUGCUUGAGAUAAAAACAAAUUAUUUUUAAAAAUUCAUUACAGAA
Messenger RNA from Eurytemora carolleeae, 2028 nucleotides. Its product is annotated as zinc finger protein 845-like. NCBI's taxonomy places the organism in Eukaryota, Metazoa, Arthropoda, Copepoda, Calanoida, Temoridae. The transcript has 10 exons. Gene Ontology annotation, cellular component: nucleus. Bases 14 to 1267 code for a protein of 417 amino acids. The record is from RefSeq and is a predicted model, not a curated record.